UUUAGUCUUAAACAUAUUUUAGUGUAAUAUUACAUUACAUAUGUUUUAUUUUAGUCAUAAACAUUGUAGAAAAGCCAUCAUGCCAACAAACUAUACACCAGGAAGACAACCUGGGGCCAAACACCCCUCGAAGAGAUGGAGAGUGCAGCUGCUGAGGUCAUGCAAGGAAAGAAGUCCUUAAGAAAAGCUGGAAGGGAUAGAAAUAUUGAUAAGACAACCCUCAAAAGAUUCAUAAAGAAAAAAGAGAAAGGGAAAGUAAAAUCAGUAGCCUGGGCUGCAGUAGCUGAGGCAAAGAGAAUAUUCACAGAUGAGAUGGAGGAGGAGCUUGACAAACACUUGAAACAACUAGCUGACCAGUUCCAUGGCCUUGCUCCAGUACAGUAUAGUGUGGUUUAGUGUAGUACAGUGUGGUUUAUUGUAGUAUGGUAUAGUACUAUGGUGUAAUCUGAUAGUAAGUACAGUCAAGGACAUUAUACAUUCAAUAAUAUGAUAAUAAUGUUUUUCUCAUUGAAUGUGAAGUAUCCAUUUCAGGAAUAUACUGUUGCUGCACAAGAUAUACAUCACAGAGAAUUAUUUAGUGUUAAGCUGGAUGACGUCUGCAUGUGUAAGCUCGUGCACGUGCGUGUGUUUGUUUGUGCGUAUACAAACAUCAGUCUCCUAUUGUGUUGGAGACAGUAGCGUGAGAGCGACCAGAGGGUCAGCUGUGCAUCACAUCAAAGAUUUGGCCACCUGUAAAAGACCCCACUGUCAAAACACACACACACACACACGCUUACACGCACACACGCACACACACAGAUCUGAGACCCCUGUGCAGUUUCUAUACUCCGCACACUAAACAAUCAGGUAUGACGGGCGUCGUCUUCCUGGGUCCCAGCGGGCUGGAGAAGACAAAAGACCCCCAGUAAGAGGACGUCCACUCAUCCUCACACAGGACACAUGGGAUCAUAGAUCUAUCUGCCUCAUAUACACACACACACACACAUCCACGUCAGUCUAUAUGGUCUGUACACAGGGUUUUAUAUGGUAUCAGUAUGUGUCAGAUAAUUUCACAACAUAGCUUUCCCACACUCCUGGUUGUCCCUCAAACUUCCUCUGAUAUUACCUCCACAGUUUGACACUGUCACAGUAGAUUCAGCAUCUGCAUGGUCCUUCACCACAGAACUACAGUCACGCCUCCUUUAAAUGUAUUUAAUGAGUUUAUUGUCCAUCGUAUGCGUCAUAUUUAUACACAUUUACACACAGGAAGGCAUAUAUGGUAUCCAUGAACACUUUUAAAUUGUCUAACAUUGUUAUAAAUGGUGAUUUGAACAACUGGACUCCACCCUGGCAGAGUUUGAGGGAUUAUUAAAAAGAACAUGUAUAGAUAUAUACUGUAUGUUAUCAUCAUGUUUGACAUAAACCUCCAACAAUAAAGAGAAUAAGACUGACAGAUGAAUGAAAGCAAUAACUCUGGUGUGUAUCUGUAUUAACAUGAUGAUUCCUUCAAUGUAGAUAGGAUUAUGCUGAUGUGGGAUGAAGCGUGUUCUAACCUGCUGAAUCAUGGCAGAACAGCGCUUCUUCCGGGUUGUCGUUGACGGGUCAGAGGUCGCAGCACAUGCGUUUGUUGUGUUUCUGCUCUGGGCUCCUGCUUGUAGCUGUAACCGGGCUGAGCCAGUGAUGUGAUGGCUUCCCUGGGCUUGUUCCUGAGGAGGCAGCUGCCGCCGGCCCUGGCCCACUACGCCCGGGUGGUGAAGCUCCGGCACCGGCCUCCCUGCGCCCCGGUGCUGCUGCUGCGGAGGCUGCACGGCCCGGGCCGGCUGCGGACCUCGGAGAAGGGACCGUGGGGGAAGAGCCGGGGGCCGGAGCUGCAGCAGCAGCAGUACCCGCUCACAGACCUCGACAAGGCGGACGCUUUGAUGCUGAGAAAGUCCCAUGAAACAGGAUUCCUGUCGUGGUUCAGGAACGGUCUGCUGGCCACUGGGAUCGGAGUCAUCGCGUUCGUCCAGAGCGAAGUGGGACGAGAAGCCGGCUACGCCUUCUUCAUCCUGGGAGGAGUGUGCGUGUCGUUUGGCGGGGCCUCUUACCUCGGCAGCCUCUUCGCUCUGCGGAGGAUGAUGCAGCUGUCGGUGCCGGCGCUGCUGCUCCAGGGGGCCGCGGUGGGCAGCGUCGCCCUCUUUUGGCUCUGCGCGGUAUCUCUCUACAUCGGCCGCCUGGAGGUGGAGAUCAUCCACGACGGGGAGGAGGGGGAGGGAGAGGAGGACGACGAGUGCAGCGAGUGCCGCGAGAGGCGGGAGCACCGGGGCUACAGAGGCUCCCACAGCAGCGAGGACAGUGACAGCAGGGGGCCGGCAAAGUAGACAACUUCCAGGGAUGGAGAGAGAGUGUGUGUGUGUGUGUGUGUGUGUGUGUGUGCGCGCGUGUGCAGGCUGGGUGUGAGUUUUUAGAUACUUUACAAACCUGCUGCUCCUUGUUAUACAGAUGUAUUCUGAACAUUUCUUAUCACACAUAUUCAAAGCAUAUCUGUCUGAAAAUUGUGAUUCAACCCAAAUAUUUGACAUCUUCACCUCGACGGGCACUUUGCAGAGACUCUUUGUGAACAUGGGGUUUGUUCAGGUUUACUUUUCAGGUGCUUUAUGCCACAUUUCUCUUCUCAGACAACUGUUGCUCAGGUCGUGUCUGUCUUACUUUGUUCUGUGACUGAUUUACUGCAGUUUGCAUAAAAGACGUGAAAUAAAUUACGCUGGAUUUGAAAAGCUGUGUGUUUGUGCCAGAAAAAUAUUUUAGGUAUUUUUCCUGUUAUAAAUCAAGGAAGGCUUGGAGUUUAUUUUUAGAGGUUUAAAUUACCCUGUGAAGUAAUCUAUUAUUUUUAUUUGUAAGGACAACAGCACUUUUGUCGUUUUUAAUUAUCCUAUCACAAACUUUAGACUUUUGGGGUAUUUUUUUUACAUCUUUGCCUGUGGUUAUAUAUUUUGUUUGGUAUUUGUACUUAACAUCUUCAGUACCUAAAUGUAAAAACCAUUUGACCCUUUGGAGUGAACAUCACAUCACCUGGUGGUCGCUGUGAUUUUUGUCAUUUUUUAAAGAACAGUUGAAAGCAUGGAUAAGUUAAGUAAUUGAUUGGUGUGUGGAAAUAGGGUUUGCCAUUGUUUACUUUUGUGUGUGUGCCUGUGCACCACUUUCAAUGCACGCUACUGUAUAUACUGUAAUAAAGCCAGAUUGGAUCUGUGCUAACACAGAUAAAGAAACUA
Messenger RNA from Pleuronectes platessa (European plaice), 3230 nucleotides. RefSeq names its product transmembrane protein 160 (gene tmem160). The transcript has 5 exons. The record is from RefSeq and is a predicted model, not a curated record. The coding region runs from base 1665 to 2339 and encodes 224 amino acids. Lineage: Eukaryota; Metazoa; Chordata; Actinopteri; Pleuronectiformes; Pleuronectidae.